CAGACAAAUGUGUCUAUUGUGACGCUUUUCAUUUUGUGUUCAACCUUAGCUUUUCUGGAAAAGACACGUGUUACGGUCAAUUAAAGCACCUAGGCAUUAGUACAUAGCAAGAUAGAGUCGAUUUUUCGUAGGAACACCAGCAACCAAUGAAAGCGAGAUUCCUGUGAACACUACGGGAAACAGCCAUAGCUGCCUGGCUCUAUACCUUGUAUGCUGCCUCACCUAACUAGAGGCAUGGCAGUAAACCUUUAAUAUUUCAGUAGCUCUGCUUGCUACAUACUCUAAGCAUGCGUUAAGAAAAAGAACAUGUGGCAUAUAAAGCGAGUUUCCGGGUGUUAGUGUGAAAAACUGAGAAUGCCUUCAAUAUGUGGCAUCGACUGGAGUGUCUUCAAUCUUCUUCUUUUCCUGAUCGUUGGUAUCACUGGAUCAGUAAGAGCUGACACAUCCAAGGUUUAUAUGUCCAAAGAGAAACAGCUCAUCAAGAAGCUGUUGGACCGAUAUGAAAGGUAUGGACGAGUUGGAAGACCAGUGGUCAACACGAGCGAUAGCAUCCUUGUCCACUUUGGGAUGUCCCUCAUCCAGAUCCUCAAUGUAGAUGAGAAGAACCAGGUGUUGGAGACAAAUGUCUGGUUCACCUAUACAUGGAAAGACGUUAUGCUGACUUGGAACGCAUCGGAACAUGAAAAUAUCCAAACAGUACAUGUUCCUCACGACCGUGUAUGGUUACCGGAUAUAGUUCUUUAUAACUUUGCCGACCCUCGGCUGAAGGAGCAAAGGGAAGCGCUAGUUGUGGUGGAGUCCACAGGAGACGUACUGUGGAUGCCCCAGGCAAUCUUAAGGAGCUCGUGUCAAUUUGAUACGACAUAUUUCCCUUUCGACGAACAGAAGUGUAUUCUCAAAUUUGGCUCAUGGACGUAUGAUGGCAAGAAAUUAGGUUUGCAGUUCCAAGACAAUCUGAAAAAAUUCUCACUAGCUGAUUAUAUGAAGGGAACAGAAUGGACCAUAACAGAAAAUUAUGCGGUCCGGAGCGAGAAAUUUUACGAGUGUUGCCCUGAUACACCAUAUCCUGAUUUGACGUUCAAAUUAAGCAUCAAGCGAAAGGUGGCUUUUUACAGCUUCAUCCUCAUACUUCCAUGUGCUCUGCUCUCAACUUUAACGCUGGUUAUUUUCUGGGUCCCUCCGGAGUCCCCGGCCAAACUAGUUUUAGGAAUGAACGUAUUUGUUGCCUUUUUCGUGCUGCUGUUGUUGCUUGCUGACUCCACCCCAAAGGCUGCUGACUCCAUCCCCCUCAUAGGUGCAUAUUUCUGCUUGAGUAUGGUGAUGAUUACGAUGUCCACUGUGCUCUCUACAAUUGUGGCAAAUAUGUUUUUCCGUGGUGUGAGGAUAAACAGGGCUCCCGCCUGGCUAAGAAAGUUCAUGAUUGACAUUGUCGCCAGAGCAUUCAUGAUCCGAGACAAACUGAUCGAAAAGCAAGCGGAACCACCACAAAAGAACAGCUGGAACAUUAAGUACACGGGUGGCGCCACGUCUAAACUUCCGGAAACGGAAAUGAAAUUCGCCAAAGUAAGAUUACUGGACGAAGGAAAAGAAGACGGUUAUGAACAAAACAACAAAGAUUGUAAUAUAGAGAGACUUAAUAUCAUUCGCUCAAGUCUCUCCGAGGAUAUCAGGAUCAUUCGGGAGAUUCUCGAAGCCUACCGAGACAAGAAGGCCAAAGCAGAACAGAAAGAGAAAUUCAUCCGCGAGUGGAAGGUCAUCUGUUGUAUAACUGACCGCUUGUUCUUUUUGAUGUACUUGGUCGUCAAUGUUAUUGGUAUCGUUAUAAUUUUCUUCGCGUCCGACCUGUACAUACCUGAAAAGACCUCGCCAACACAACGGUGAAGUAAAUAACGAGGACGCUUCUGAUUGGAUGAAUCAGGAAAAUAAUCACGAAUGUCAUUGUCAUUGAUUUCGAGCAGAAAAAAAAAUAUAUGUAAUCAUUACAAAUUUAAUUCACAUGUGUGAUAAUUGAUCGCUAAACAGCUGCCAAAAGUCCAUUUUGAAUUUAAAGGAAAUAGAUGUUUACAACGUUUCCAUGGAAACAACACUUCUAUGAAUAUCCCAGACAGCCAUUGACAAAGAUGAAUGGUUUCCUUCGAGAUAACCGAGAUAACCAUAAUACGAGAUAUCAAUCAUAUAGAUGUCAUCUGUCCACAGCUUGGAGGAGUCGUCCAUAAGUUCAUAUCGAAGAGAUGGCGUUCACAAAAACAUGAACUGCAACUUCUGGGAUAUUAUAAAGAGGAUUUCUCGUCACGGAGAGUAAACUAUUCAAAGAUAUAUAUAUAUAUAUACAUCUAUAUAAAUAUACAUACAUACAUAUAUAAUACGUACAUAAAAUAAUGUUGUAAUGUAUUUUAGAUAUAUAUUCUUUUACUUUGCUGCUGAUAAAAAGUCCGUUGUAUCUUAGUGAUGUAGGUAAGUAGAUGUAACAAAGGGAAGUUAAGAUGCUUUUAGAUGCACAUUGCCCUGAAAUAAUGUUAUAUAAGGAAGCGCACAGAAGGCGCCAAAGUUAACACGUAAGGCGCAUGAUAGGCGCCCGGAUUAUACUGACCGCUGCAGGAGGAGGCAGUAUAGUAUCCAUGACAACGAAUACCUAUGUUAGAGCGAGCUACAAAGUGUAGGUUGAGGUCAUAAGUACCCGGGUUUCCGAUCCCACAACAUACACUUUUACACCUAUAUAUGUGUAUACCCAAAUACAACAGAUACCCGUCUACCCCUUAAGUCAAAUAAUACACUAUUAUGAGAAUUAAAUAUUUGUGGAUUGGUGUCAGAUGCUUUCUAAUGAAAUCUAACGAUCUUUUCUAAAUUCGGUAAAACCUAUGAUUAAAAAUCCAUAUAAAUGUUGUGAAAUGUACUGGCUGAAUAUUUUCAAUUUAUAUUCCAAACAAUUGAUAUGACAGCUUCUAACCAGAACCGACGUACAGUUACAUAAUACCAGCGUCACUUGUAUGUCUUUUAAGUACAAACGGCUAAUCAUUGUUUUGAACACAAGUUGUUUUUUUGUACAUAGGCACCCAAGCAAAUAACUAAAAAAAAAAAGCUACUUAUAAAAUGAAAACAAUUUAGCAGCACUUUUAAUAUCAUGUAUACAGUUAGAAGUUGCCGAACAGCAUAACUAUUAGAAUUUCUUUAUCAUCGGUAACUAGGGCAUCAGCCGAAAUUGAGAUGCUUGAAGAAAAUAUCACUUUACUCUAUGCAGAUGUCAUAACCCUGUAUGUUAUUUUCUGUGCAGGUAUUUUUUACCGUUUUUGAUCCGCUAGUACAUGCACCGCUCUCUGUCUGUUACGUCAUUCCCUUGUAAUGCAGUAGCCACCGUAUCAUACCAUAUAAGGAAUCAACGAAUAAACACAAUUCACUGUUUGUU
Messenger RNA from Ylistrum balloti, 3403 nucleotides. RefSeq names its product acetylcholine receptor subunit alpha-1-B-like. Gene Ontology annotation, biological process: monoatomic ion transmembrane transport; regulation of membrane potential; signal transduction. NCBI's taxonomy places the organism in Eukaryota, Metazoa, Mollusca, Bivalvia, Pectinida, Pectinidae. The coding region runs from base 355 to 1881 and encodes 508 amino acids. The transcript is spliced from 8 exons. Gene Ontology annotation, molecular function: acetylcholine-gated monoatomic cation-selective channel activity; transmembrane signaling receptor activity. Gene Ontology annotation, cellular component: synapse; postsynaptic membrane; neuron projection. The record is from RefSeq and is a predicted model, not a curated record.